UUGCAAAUAGGAACGAAAAUAGUCAUGAAUAACUUGAUAUGUGGCCUAGACACGGUGAUUUAGCAUGCAAAUGCCUUAAGAAUAAGGGCUAAAUAAUGCCUAUUUUAGGUGUUAUCAUGAGAUGAAAGGAGGCAGUGGUGGAAGCCGUGAAAGUGGAAGGGGCCGAUCAGAGAGUGAGGAGGAGGAGAAUCUGGAUGAAGAGGAUCGAGACAAAAUCAAGGACGGGGACUGGGAAUGGAAGAGAAACGAUUACAAAAUUAGACUUCGGCUCUCUGUUUUCCCCGUGUAGAAUUUGUCGAGAAAUGAGUAAUGGGUGCAACGGUGAAACUGCAUUUUGAUAAAUUUGGGAAAGUGGAGGAAAAGGAAGGCCGAGGAGAGAUGAAGGGCAUUUGAUCACAACAUUUUUUAUGAUUUUUUUUUAAUUUAAGGGCUAAUACCACUAGAAAUACCAACUUUUAGUGAAAGUACCAUUUAUAUUAUGAAAUUUUCGAUAUGACAAUUGUAUACCAACAGUUAAAGUUUCCAUUAGGGGUUAAUAGAAAAUACAUUCAACAAUGACGUAGAUAUUUUUAAUAAAAAAAAUGUAAAAAACAAUCAAAGCUCGUCCACCACCUUACCCUACCUUACCGCUCAGCCUCUCCCUCUCUCUCACAUCUUCAAGACGCCGCCUUCACCCAGCUUCAAUGUCGCCGCCGCCGCCAUAGUCAUCGUCAACUCUCGCAGAUUGGGGUUUCGAUGCAACCACUUCUCAAACUACACCACCCGAGGCAAGGCGGCGGGGUCGAGUCAUUGAAGAACUACUCCACCGGGUUGAACUUUUCCUCCGACUCGUUCCUCAAAUACAGCCGCCAGGCCAACUGCCACAACGAGGUCUUCUCCAACUAUGCCACUGAUGGCAACGUCGCCAACCCCAGCUUCGGAACGGCUCCAGAUCUACCGCCGACGAUUUCAAGAACUACCAAAACUGAGUCAACGUGCCUGGUCUCCACUUCACCACCUACGCCUCUGUCAGCAACGACCACAAGCUCGGUUUCUCCAGCUACAGCGACGACACCAAUGCUUGCUCCCAGUCCUUCACCAGCUACGCCAACACCCCAGAUGCUUACAACAACCACUACAAGAAAACAGGGGUUUUGUGUCGGUUCAAUUAACCGACACAAACUAUGAAUUUUGUGUCAGAAAUUUGUGUCCCUUACUGAACCGACAUAUUAUUCUCUUGGUGUAGUGUCGGUUUUGAUUUGUCUCGGUUUGAACCGACUUCAUGCCUAAUUUAACUAACUUUAAAUAAAACAAUUGAUUUUUUCAUUGGUUUUUGGUUUUGAUCAGAUUUGUUUUAUUGACUGAGAAAAUGAGAAGUGGGAAAACCCAAACUAAAACUUCCCGCCUCCCCCAAAACCUCCCCGCCGAAACCCAUUUCUCCCGUCAAACCUUCCCUCUCCACAGUUCCCCCAAAAAUUCGAAUAUCCUCUAGCUGACGAACAACUGGUCAUAGUGCGCGAAUUCCAUAGCUGGUCAGAGCGUGCUAUUACGGUGGAUUAGGGUUUGGAAGCCAGCGGUGGGUUGGUGGACUCGCUUAAAAAGCAAGUACAAGUAAUUUCCAUGAAUCUUAAAAACUUAAUUAGGGAUUUUGGAUUACGGGGUUGGCUCUGGAUGAUGGGAACUACAGUUUGGCUUAGGGAUGAGCUUUGGUUUAUCUUCCUCUGCUCCUUGUGUUCUUAUGCAAGUCAUUUCUUUACUCUAUUAUGCAGCUCAGGUGUCGUUCUCUACAGAGCUGGAAUUUUCUCUUCUUCGUUUGUGCGAGUUUGUUUGGGGUCUGGCGUAUUUUGGCGGUUGUUGUUUGGGGUUCCUUUCAAUGUUGAUGAUUCCUUCGCUUUAGCUCAUUUGUGUAUGUAUGUAGAUUGAUUCACCAUGUUCCUGUUAGGUAUAAUCUGCUGGUAGAUAAACUAAUAUACUGCCA
Molecule: messenger RNA, 1957 nt
Organism: Linum trigynum
Lineage: Eukaryota; Viridiplantae; Streptophyta; Magnoliopsida; Malpighiales; Linaceae
Source: the annotation of a GenBank genome assembly